UCAUCAUCACCGGCAAAAAUACGUCUUCACCCCCACGACUUUCCAGAAUGGAGAAGUCCAGUUACGAGUUAGUAAAGAUGGCGGCUCGCAGUGGUCGGAGGGGAGGUAGCUUUCACGGAGGAUACCACAAACGCAACUCUGGAAAGGGCGAAGGAAGCCACCAGAAAAUCUUGCGCCGGGAACCAAAGGUAGACGAAAAUUCCCCCAUCGUAGCCUCCUUCCGCACCUACCAAUCCCUGAUGGACAGGAAGAACGAUAAGUUUGAACGAUUGGUGAAGAUCAGCAGAGAUGUGACAAUACAGAGCAAGAGAGCCAUUUUUCACAUCCACAGGAUCAACAGCGGCGUUGACAAGACCACAGUUUUAGGAGAGGCAGAUGAAAAGCUGAUCGCCGUACGAGAGAAGUUGUGUCAGAUUGCCUUGGAGCUGCAGGGAGAAGAUCUGUACCAGUACAUCAGGGCCUUCUCACCUGGACUACAGGAGUACAUUGAGGCUGUUUCUUUUCACCACUACUGUCUGGGGAAGGGGCUGGUCAGCUUGACCCAAGUACAGACUGACCUAGAGUUUCCAGCCACAGAAAAGCCAACCACAGAAGACGGGGAGUGUCCCUCCCACCCAGCAGUGACCUUGUAUGUCCCUCCCAUCGAGUACAUGUUGGGCAUCGCAGACUUCACCGGAGAACUGAUGCGACUGUGCAUCACCAGUGUCAGCAGCGGGGACAUGGAUCUGCCCUUCCAGCUCUGCCAGUUCAUGCGAGAAGUCUACCACGGCUUCAGCUCCUUCAGUCACGCGGGGUCCUGGGAACUGUCCAGAAAGAUGCACACCUUGAGACAGAGUCUGCACAAAGUGGAGAACGCCUGCUACACACUACAGGUGCGAGGACUGGAGAUCCCCAAACACAUGUUAGCUGAUGUCUUCAGCUCACAGGACUCAGAGGACACAGGAGAGAGAAGGAACGACAUGUCAUGAUUCAUACCCAGGCUUACAACUUAGACCUUUGUUAACAUUGUUGGUUUGUUAAAGGAUUGGUGUUAUUUUCCAAUAGAUAAUAAUAUUACGAAGUAAACAAUGUAUUAUUACUUCACAAGCAUGUGGAAUUCUGGAAAAAGUCUGACAAUUACAUGUAUGUAUCAACUGAUAAACGUUAUAUUGGAAAAUAACACCCUCCUCCUGACUUAAGUGCUGUUGCCUGUUUUGUUGAAAAAUUGUAUUUGUCCUUUUUUGACAAACUGGUUUCCAGCACUUUUGAUGAAAUACAUGUCUCAACAGAUUAGUUUUACAUUUUGAUAUUGAACAAUAUACACUGUAGUUGCUGUACUAGUACUGAUAGUAUACAUGUAUAAGUUUCACACAACCCAUUUGUUAUGACUUAGCUAUUUUGCUAUUGUUGGGAAGACAAAACCUUUUUUUCGAUUUGGAAGCAUACAGGAAGUUGCUGUUCAAGUUACUGUCAGUGUUGUCUAUGAAAAAUGUAAUAAUUCCAUUGAAAAAAGUCUUAAGUGAAUUUUUUAACGAUUUCAUUAAAAAAACAUUUGCAAGGAAACACUUAGAUUUUCAACAGAAAAAAUGUUCCUGAUUUCUUAUGUUGAGAUUUCUUGAUAACUGUUAGGUAAGACUGAAAUAAAGGACAGGGUGUCCCUGAUACAACAAGUA
Branchiostoma belcheri (Belcher's lancelet) is the source of this 1652-nucleotide messenger RNA. Its product is annotated as translin-associated protein X-like. The record is from RefSeq and is a predicted model, not a curated record. The coding region runs from base 48 to 968 and encodes 306 amino acids. The transcript has 5 exons. Gene Ontology annotation, molecular function: RNA binding; sequence-specific DNA binding; RNA endonuclease activity. NCBI's taxonomy places the organism in Eukaryota, Metazoa, Chordata, Leptocardii, Amphioxiformes, Branchiostomatidae. Gene Ontology annotation, cellular component: nucleus; cytoplasm.